AAGCCUUUAGUCCGUCUGUUUAUGAAUGACUUUUUAAUCAUCUCCCUGCAAUCCAAGUCUAUACGCCACGCCUACUUCGAGGAGCUUGUGAUCUAUUGGCUGAAAGAGACAAGAAUACCAGAUUAGACACCAUAUUUGCUGCACUUGAGUGUAUAUAUGACUAAACUCCCUCACAAAACGCAGCCACUUGUUGCUUUUAAACAGACCGUCAGAGAUUGCAUUGUGCGUUACUGUGAGAGCGUGGGCUCCAGAGACAAACAUUUGCCUUAAAGGCACUGGAGAUAUGAACACCAUCGACGCGCAGAUCCAUAACAAUAGUAACGCUGCUGUCAUCCCUCUCCAGCAACUGCCAAAAAGCGCGCACGAGACACCGGAUAUGGCCGUGUAUUGUGACAACUUCAGUGUUUACCACCAACAGAGUCUACCUGCGGCGCAGAGACCAGCGGGCUACGGCCUGGGGGACUACGCGACCCCAAACCCAUACCUGUGGCUCAAUGGACCCAGUGUUAACUCCUCUUCGUCUUACAUACAUGGCAACAACAGCCCGUCGUUCAUCCCUCCGGCUUACGGCUCUCAGAGGCAAUAUCUCACCAACUCCUCCGGGUUCGCCGGUCCGGACUUGGGCUGGCUCUCCAUCGCGAGCCAAGAGGAACUGUUAAAGCUCGUGCGCCCGCCUUACUCGUACUCGGCUCUGAUAGCCAUGGCAAUACAGAACGCGCACGAGAAGAAGUUAACUUUGAGCCAGAUAUAUCAAUAUGUGGCGGACAAUUUCCCGUUUUAUAAGAAGAGUAAGGCGGGAUGGCAGAACUCCAUUAGGCACAACCUUUCACUGAAUGACUGCUUUAAAAAAGUGCCGCGGGACGAAGACGACCCGGGCAAAGGAAACUACUGGACUCUAGACCCCAACUGUGAGAAGAUGUUCGACAACGGCAACUUUCGUAGAAAAAGGAAGCGCAGGUCUGACUCCAGCACAGGUGUUACCAGCAACGCAAAACUGGAGGAGGACCGACAGCUCGCAGGGCUCAAACCCACCAACAGCCCUCACCUCACCGGACCCGCAUCUCCUGACACUGAGGCGGCCAAUGACAGCCACAAGGGCGCCUCUCCGGCGGGCCUCGCCAGCACUCCGUGCUUCAACAACUUCUUCAACAGUAUGUCAGCCUUAAGCUCGUCUUCCACUCCGUCUAGCAGACAGGGCUCUCUGGGACUUGUAAACGAACUGUCCAGCCGAAAUAUCAGCGCCUUGAGCCCGUACCACGCCAGCUCAGCGCCUGACGCAGGUGGAGCAGGUGAGCUGCAGGACAGCGUGCAUGUCAACCGUGGAAUGUACUAUAACUCUUUUACCGGCGGCCAGAGCGCGCAGUUCAACGGACACUUCUACAACAGCUUCAGUGUGAACAGUCUCAUUUACCCUCGAGACGGAACGGAGUUAUGAAUCUGUCACUCGUGAAUACAUACGACGCGUUUCUAAAAAAAAACAAAAAACAAAAAGAGACUUAUUAGAUUUCAGCACUGUGUAUUCGCUGCUGUAAUGCGACAGGCCUUAAGCAGAUAACAUUCAAUUAAACGCAACAUUUACGCACUGACAGCCACCAAAUGAGUGAAAUCUGGAGUAAAACACUGGUCAAAACAAAUUUUAUUCUGUGAAAAAUCUAUCUAAUAGUUAUGCAUUGGAUUCUUUUAUGUCUUUUUUGAACAGAUUUCUAUAUUAUGUGCCUUUUUGUGUGAUUAUGCACUAAUUUAAAUGGAUUUAUCCUUUUAGUUUGCAUUUAUAAUAGUCUUAAAUAGUUUGAUGGGGGGAUUGCAUUGGUAUCCGUUGCCAAGUUUCAGUAUUGUUCAAUAUCGAAAAACGUUCUCUGUGUCUCCUUUUCCCUCUUCUACUGUGUAUUUUUUGUAAAUGCAGUUGUUUUAUUAUACACACUUUUUAUUAUUAUUUUUUUACUAUUUAUAUUAAGUUAUGUAUCUCGCAGUUUAUCCUUUAUGCAGAAAAAUAUGUGGUCUGGUAAGCUAUGAACAUAAAAGUAAGUAAGGUAAUAAGUGAAUUAUUAAUUGUCAUCAUUAACUCACUUGAUUUUUAAAUGAUAUUUCAUAGGUGAAGAUCUUUACACUGAUAAAAGUCACUACAUUUAUUAUUUUUCUGCAGUUUCUGCAAAAUAAUUUUUUUUUAAAGAAAAUAAAGA
Molecule: messenger RNA, 2180 nt
Organism: Carassius auratus (goldfish)
Lineage: Eukaryota; Metazoa; Chordata; Actinopteri; Cypriniformes; Cyprinidae
Product: forkhead box protein I1c-like
Exons: 2
Coding region: 284-1435 (383 amino acids)
Biological process (GO): regulation of transcription by RNA polymerase II; cell differentiation; anatomical structure morphogenesis
Molecular function (GO): DNA-binding transcription factor activity, RNA polymerase II-specific; RNA polymerase II cis-regulatory region sequence-specific DNA binding
Source: RefSeq, a predicted model, not a curated record